Messenger RNA from Nothobranchius furzeri (turquoise killifish), 2645 nucleotides. The record is from RefSeq and is a predicted model, not a curated record. Lineage: Eukaryota; Metazoa; Chordata; Actinopteri; Cyprinodontiformes; Nothobranchiidae.
AUGGUGGCCAAAGUGCUAGGACCAGUCUUUCUUUUUCUCACUACCAGUUUGGUGAAUUCAGCAGCUGUGAUGACCCCACUGUCACCAAAUGGUCUUCAGGUAAAUUACACUGGCGAGGUGAUUUACAAUGAUACCAGUGUGUAUGGAGUGGUGGACAAAUCCGUUAUCCUGGAAUGUGGAAAGAAAUUACCUGAUAUAUACAUAUGGAGCUUCACCAAGCCUGGCGCUGAUGGCAUUAAAGCGGUGGUGUAUGAUCUGGGGAAAGGGCCGAGGAUCCAGAAACUGGCUGAAAUGCUCGGACCACUGACGGUCAUCUCUAACAGAGCAGCUUUAAGUAUUGAGAAACUGCCUCUGGCUGCUCAGGGCUUGUUCACCUGUCAGGCCUUCUUUGACAAUGAAGACGGAGUAAGAGCCUUCUACUACUAUGUGUACCUUAUCGUCCAAGUUCCUGUCAGUAAACCAUCUCUCUGGAUGAGUGAUGCUUCUGCAGAGGAAGGAUCCACAAUAUGGAUGAGGUGCAACGUAGAAAAGGGCACUGGGCCGAUCCACUAUGUGUGGCAGCGCGAAAUCUUCAGUGGGAACUUCUCAACAUUCACUCAGGGCAACAGCAGCGUCGUCAGCAUGACCAGCGUAAACCGGAACCACACGAGCCGGUACCAGUGUGUGGCAGACAAUGCUGUCAACACUGAAAGCUCUGAGAUAUCAUGGCUAAAUAUUACCUUUGGUCCUGACGUUCCUCAAGUAGAUGUGGCUCCAUACAGAAGAACUGAGUAUGGAUACUCAGUUCUGGAGACGGAGAAUGUUUCUCUAUCCUGUGAUGCCCAGUCCAAUCCGGCCAGUCAGUACCUCUGGUUCUACAACAACUCACAAAUCUACAUCGGACCUCAGUUCACCAUCAACAGGAUCCUCCGUAUGUUUGCUGGCAACUACACCUGCCUGGCACAAAACUCCUACCUGAACACCAGGUCAAAGAAAACGAUCAGCCUGAUCAUCUACUACCCCCCUGAUGGGUCCCCCUCCUGCUCUGUGGAGGCAGCUCUGAACCACACCUCUCUCAGACUGGUCUGCUCCUGGCCCGGUGGAUUUCCCUCCCCUUUCCUUUUUUGGACCGGAGACCUGAUACAAGCAGGACAGGGACAGACUGACAUGGCACAGCAAGCAGAUCUACUUAGCACAAACAUCCUCCUGCCCUCUGGAGGCCUGACUCCCAACAGCAGCUUCUUGUUUACAUGUGUGGGCUCUCAUCCUGCGCUGAAACAACAGACAGAGUGCAGCACUCGCUCGUAUGUUCCUCCAGCAGAGCCAGUGUGUUUUGCCUAUGCGACCAACAAUCAGCAGUAUCUGAUGCUGUCCUGCACCUGGGAUGGAGGGGCCCCUAAAGCCUUAGUGUGGUGGGAGGGACCAGGGGGUCAGAAUCAAGGAGGACAGGAAAACUCCAACAUCCUGGUGCUUCGCUAUGGCACCGCUCGCAGUGGGAAUCCUUACACCUGCUAUGCUAAACACCCACUUCUGCUUCAACCAAAGACCUGCAGCCUCACACUGGAAGCUCCUGUGUUGCUGACACAGCGCAGAGUCGUGUCCGUGUUUGAGGGCAGUGAUGUGCAGCUCACCUGCAGCCUGAGAGACAACUAUCUUCCUGUCAAUGAAAUCACCUGGUUUAACAAUCAGGGUGUCAGUGUCCAAGACAGGUCCAAGUACCUGCUGCUGCGGACAUCUGCGUGGGCUAACCUGACCGUGAAGGACACAGACGUGAUGCAGGACAGCGGCGAGUAUAGAUGCUCCACUUCAAAUGCCGUGGGAGGAGCAGACAUCAACGUCACUUUGGUGGUCAAGAAAUACCCCAUGCCCCCUAACGUAACCCUGGUCAGAGUGAUGUACAACAGCCAACAGCGUAACGAGGUGGACCUGGAGUGGACGGUAGAAAGUCAGGGAGAUGGAGGUUGGACAGGUUUCUUUUUGGAACAUCGAUGGAUGUCAGAGAAGCCAAAUAAAAGAACAAGAAGCAAUGACUCCCAAGUGCUGAGAGAGGAGAGGGCUUCCUCCCAGGACUGGUACAUCAACAUCAUCCAGGAUCCAGAUGCCAGGAUUUACACGGUACGAGGACUGACUCCAACCGUCACCUACCAGUUCAGAGUCACGCCUGUGAACUACCGCACCAUCGGAUAUCCUUCUGCAGCAAAGACUCCAGGUACAAUAUGACCACAUUUAGUUUUUCUAAAACAAAAUUAAAAUUGUGCUAAAGUCGUUCCUUUCUGCUUUACCAGACUGUGUUAUAUUUUGACAUGAUGAUUAAAGGCAUGAACGUGUCACCUCUGUUUUAUUGUGCAUUUCUAUUUUUAUGUAAUUUUUUGCAGUGGAACUACACAACAACAUGUACCCUGCUGUUGUUGGAGCGGCUGUGGGCGGGAUGCUCUUUGCAGUCAUUCCCAUUGUACUGUUUCUCCUGUAUAUUAUCCGUAAUCGUGACAACAAUCCCAGUGAGUGUCGAGUUGUUUCAGCUUGUUUAAAAUAGCCACAAGAUCUGGUUUUAUGCCAGUGUUCUGUGCUUCCUCCCCCAGGACUACAUCGCAUGCUUUUUGGCUCGUAAGUAACAUUGCAUUUUUAGAGAUUUGUGAACAUUUUUGGAAAUAUGUUGAGGAGAAUAU